AUUUCCAACUUCCCGUCAUCCCUGCUCCCAACAUCAUGGGGCCCUAGUGCUGCUCAACUUGAGGUGUUGUGGGACGUAAACGGUGCCUGUCUUGUGCCUAGGGUUGGCACUAUUUGUCGUGUUCUGGGUGAGCACCUUCAUUGGGGAUCCUGAAGUAGGCCUUGCAGGGAGUGGCCCAGCUGUAUAUCCAGCAGUGGCCCAUGAGGUCCUUGAGAGGAAGCCCCAAGGACGCUUCUUCCUAUUCCUGACCGCCUCACCAGCCUGACAUAUGGUGGUUAGUCACAUGAUAUCUGUUUAACAACUUCAAGAACUGUUAAGAACUCCAAGCCUGGGUCAUUACUGGAAAAAUAAAAACAGUCUGGGCAGCUCAGCUGAGGGUACAGGGAACUGCUGAAGAUCACUCACAGGAGGGGUCGUAUCGCCCUGUAGGGGGCAUUUUGGAAAUUUAUGUUUGGAGGGGAUCCUAUUGUUAUUGUAGUUGGCCCAGGCAGAAUACUAGACAUCCUAAAAUGCUCAGGACCUGCUAAAAUGUUUGAAUGGCUGGUGAUCAUGUAUAUGAAAAGUCUGUUUAAGCCUAGGAGUAGUUUUAACAUGUAAAAAUAAUUAAUUUUUGUACAUUUUGGAAAAAGACUCAGCUUGCCAGGAAUGGGUUUCCAUGUAAAUUAGAACAAAUUCAUUUUGCUCAGCACUUUACCAAGAGUUUGUCCUCCAUUUUGGAAAAUCAGAUUACCAGUGUAAACACUGCUUGUGAUGACAAAGCACUAGCAUCAGCUGGCAUUGUAGCUGUUGUAUCCACAGCGAUUCUGCAUAUGGAUGUGGGGAUUGGACUACUUCAUUAUCUUCUGUUUAAUUGUGCCAAAUUUCAUAUAAUAAAAUACAUGUUAUUGUAAAUUACUUUUGUUUCUACAUUACAGUGAGGACAUUAUAUGGUGUUGUGGCUGUUGUUGUCAUGUAGUUCAAGGGGGCUUGGUCUAAAAAGGUUAAGAACUAUGGAUCUGGGUGGUGCCUGUGGCUCAGUGAGUAGGGUGCCAGCCCCAUAUGCCCAGGGUGGCGGGUUCAAACCCAGCCCCGGCCAAACUGCAACAAAAAAAUAGCCGGGCGUUGUGGUGGGCGCCUGUAGUCCCAGGUACUCGGGAGGCUGAGGCAAGAGAAUCGCGUAAGCCCAAGAGUUAGAGGUUGCUGUGAGCCGUGUGAUGCCAUGGCACUCUACCCGAGGGCAGUACAGUGAGACUCUGUCUCUACAAAAAAAAAAACAAAACUAUGGAUCUAAUAGCAAUAGUUGAAUGUUGGUGGUGGGAGAGAGGGGAUACAGCCUGCAAAAUUUCCCCAGGUUGUUUUAACGGGUGUCCUCCCCACCCUUCCUAUCCUGCUUUCCAGAACUGGUCUAGAAGCAGGGAAUCUGGAUGAAGAUUCUUGGGGGAGGAGUCCAGAACUUGGUUUUCCAGUUAAUGGCUGAUGGAAUUUGCACAAGAGCUGGGCAAAGAGCAACCAAGACAAGACAAAAGGCAGGGCAGCAUGAGCCGAUCACUCCCCCAUCCCAUACAACUCCGAUCGGUGGGCUCCAGGGAUGUUCUGGCUCCCCUGCAGCUGCCUGCUCCUCAGAGUACCUCCUACUCUUGGGCCUCUCUUUGUGGGCCUCCACCCUGGGGCCUCAGCUGUCUUCUGGCUCUGCAGCAUAUCUUGGUCCUGGCUUGUCUGCUCUGUGCCUCCCAUCUGCUCCUGCUUCACAGUCUCGCCCCAGGAGGAAUCUCUUACUCCCCUUCUCAGCUUCUGGCUUCCAGCUUCUUCUCAUGUGGUGUGUCUACUGUCCUGCAAACUUGGAUGGGCAGCAGGUUGCCUCUUGUCCAAGCUCCAUCCUUAGAGUUCCUUAUUCCUGCUCUGGUGUUGACCAACCAAAAGCUGCCUCUGGCCAUAGAGACACCUGGAAACUGUGAGCACAGAACAAGGGCAAGGGCCUCCCUCUUGCUGCACCUGUGUAGGGGGCCUGGUUGCCAUGACCUGGAGCUCUGGAACACUUCUCUUCGAGAGGUGUCCGGGGCAGUGGUGGUGUCUGGGCUGCUGCAGGGCGCACUGGGGUUGCUGGGGAGUCCGGGCUGCUUGUUCCCCCACUGUGGGCCCCUGGUGCUGGCCCCCAGCCUUGUUGUGGCAGGGAUGUCUGCCUACAGGGAGGUGGCCCAGUUUUGCUCCACCCACUGGGUCCUGGCCCUGAUGGUUAUCCUGCUCAUGGUGGUCUGUUCUCAGCAUCUGGGCUCCUGCCACUUACCCCGGUGCCCCUGGAAGCCAGCUUUGACCUCUUCGACUCACAUUCACUUUCCUACCUUCCGGCUACUCUCGGUGCUGAUCCCUGUGGCCAGUGUAUGGAUUGCCUCUGCCCUUCUGGGUCUUACCGCUAUACCCUUGGAGCUGUCUGCCCCAACCAAGGCACCGUGGUUUUGGCUGCCUCACCCAGGUGAGUGGGACUGGCCCUUGCUGACACCCAGGGCUCUGGCUGCAGGCAUCUCCAUGGCCUUGGCAGCUUCCACCAGCUCUCUGGGCUGCUAUGCCCUGUGUGGCCAGCUGUUGCACUUACCUCCUCCUCCACCACAUGCCUGCAGUCGAGGGCUGAGCCUGGAGGGGCUGGGCAGUGUGCUGGCUGGGCUUCUGGGCAGCCCCAUGGGCACUGCAUCCAGCUUUCCUAAUGUGGGCACAGUGAGUCUUAUCCAGGCUGGAUCUCGGCGAGUGGCCCACUUAGUGGGGUUACUCUGUGUGGGGCUUGGGCUCUCCCCCAGACUGGCUCAGCUCCUCACCACCAUCCCGCAACCUGUGCUUGGUGGGGUACUGGGGGUGACCCAGGCAGUGGUUCUGUCCACUGGAUUCUCCAGCUUCCACUUGGCUGACAUUGACUCUGGGCGGAAUGUCUUCAUUGUGGGCUUCUCCAUCUUCAUGGCCCUGCUGCUACCAAGAUGGUUUCGGGAAGCCCCAGUUCUACUCAGCACAGGCUGGAGCCCCUUGGAUGUGUUACUGCACUCGCUGCUGACAGAGCCCAUCUUCCUGGCUGGACUUUUGGGCUUCCUCCUAGAGAACACCAUUCCUGGCACACUGUUUGAGCGAGGCCUGGGUCAAGGGCUGCCAUCGCCUUUCACUGCCCAAGAGGCUCAGGUGCUGCAAAAGUCCAGGGAGAAGGCUGCUCAAGAGUACGAGCUUCCCUUCCCUAUCCAAAAUCUGUGUCCCUGCAUCCCCCAGCUUCUCCGUUGCCUCUGCCCGCUGCCUGAAGACCAUGCGGAUGAGGAAGGAGGGUCCUCUGAGCCAGGAGAGAUGUCAGAUUUGCUGCCUGGCUCUAGGGAACCAUGCCCUGAAUCUAGCAGAGAAGGGCUUAGGUCCCAAUAAUUACUAGGACUCCUUUUUCUGCUCUGGUUAGUUUAGUCUAAUUCCUAGCUUGCUGGAGUUACCUCCCAGGCUCUACUUGCCUUUAGGGAGAGGGUGUAUGAGUGUGUGUGUCUAACAUGAGUCCACAUAGAAUGCCCAUUUCCCCAACACGGUGUAUUACCUUUCCUUCUCUUAAUUCGGCCUGUUUCAGAGCAAAGGACAUGGACUGUGAAUAAA
Molecule: messenger RNA, 3582 nt
Organism: Nycticebus coucang (slow loris)
Lineage: Eukaryota; Metazoa; Chordata; Mammalia; Primates; Lorisidae
Gene: SLC23A3
Product: solute carrier family 23 member 3
Exons: 13
Coding region: 1456-3366 (636 amino acids)
Biological process (GO): transmembrane transport
Cellular component (GO): membrane
Molecular function (GO): transmembrane transporter activity
Source: RefSeq, a predicted model, not a curated record